Messenger RNA from Ostertagia ostertagi, 327 nucleotides. NCBI's taxonomy places the organism in Eukaryota, Metazoa, Nematoda, Chromadorea, Rhabditida, Trichostrongylidae. The record is from the annotation of a GenBank genome assembly.
AUGGUAGAUCAAGCCAUCCUUGCCGAAGAGGACCGUGUCGUCGUCGUGCGUUUUGGUCACGAUUGGGAUCCCACAUGCAUGCGGAUGGAUGAGGUCCCUGAUUUCAACAAGAUGUAUGAGUUGUACGAUCCUUGUACUGUGAUGUUCUUCUUCAGAAACAAGCAUAUUAUGGUCGAUUUGGGUACUGGUAACAAUAACAAAAUCAACUGGCCUAUCACCGAUGGGCAAGAGCUCAUCGAUAUUAUUGAAACAGUGUACAGAGGCGCUCGCAAAGGUCGUGGUUUGGUGGUUUCGCCGAAGGACUACUCAACGAAAUAUAAAUAUUGA